UCAUUUGCGUCUAUAAGUAGUCCCAUUAAGCCGUGACAACAACAGUGUAAAACCUUCCUCAAGAUGGCGACGGAAACAUCAGUGAGAUCGACAACUACAGCCAAAGAAGCCGAUGAAAUACUAGAAGAUGAAGCAUUAGCAGAAGAGAAAUUACUAGAGGAUUUGGAGAGGGAAGAGCUACCAAGUCAUAUACGAGAAGCAAGGUUAUCGGAAUUAAAGGACCAAAUGCAACAGUUCCAGAACCUCAAAGAGAAAGACUAUGGAAAGUAUAGCGAAAUUUUAAAAGAGAAAGACAUCCUUGAAGUAACGACCAAUGAAAGGCAUGUGAUACUUCACUUCUACCAUCAAGACUUCCGUCGAUGUGCAAUUGUCGAUAAACAUCUUCAAUCGUUAUCUCAAAAGCAUUUCCAGACAAAAUUUUGCAAAGUGGAUGCGGAAAAAGCUUUGUUCUUUGUGAAGAAACUUAAGGUGCAAGUGCUGCCUACAGUAAUCUGCUUCAGAGAUGGAAUUGUCAUUGACAGGUUAAUUGGUUUUGAGGAGUUAGGAAACACAGAUAGCUUCUCAACAGAACAAUUUGAAAGAAGAUUAGCAAAAUCAGGUGUUAUUCAACUUGGAGAUGUACAACCAGAAGAAAAUAAGAGUAUCUUUGGAUUUGCAAGGAGAUCAAAAACAGAGGAUAGCAGUGAUGAAGAAGAUUACUGAUGAAUCGAUGGGUUCAAGAUGUAAUCAUGGCUACAAGUUAUAACCAUAGCUACAAGGUGGUACCAUAGCUACAAUGUGGGACCAUAGCUACAAAAUGAGACCAAUAUCCUAUGAUGGGACCAUAGCGAGAAGAUGGCAAAAUGAUAUUACUGUAUCAGGAAAUAGAUGAGAAUAUAGCUACAUCAUGAUGGCUGCACCCACCCCCUUUACUGAGUGCAGUUUCCGUCAAGUGAACACCGAGUUUAUUAUUAAAGGCUCCAACAAUUGAACUUAACUCCAGUGAGUGGACAUAUCCUGACCUCGGCAAGAUUUUCCCAAUAUGUAUUUAUUAAGUACGACAAAAAAUACCAUAAUUUAUUCCAAAAUUUAACGUGAAUACAGGAGACAAUAAAAAAUUUUUAACAGGAUUGACAUAAUUUUAAUAUUUGUUCUAUUAAGUUAAUAUAUUAAGUUGAUAUUUUGUAACUAAUGUUACAGUAGUGACAUUUUCCCCUACAUGAUUUGUUAUUGUACUGAAUACUCAGUACAUAGCCAAAUACUUGCAGAAAAAAAAUUCCAAGAGAUUUGGGUGGGAAUCGAACCCACGACCUCCAGAUAACUACAGUAGCCUGGUGUAAAAACCACUAGACCACCGAGUUUGCGCUUAGUGACUAGUGUUGAAAGUGUUGAUCCCAAAAUUAGCAGUGGGUACUGUAAUGCUAUGUUGAAAUAACUAAUUAUUUUAUUAUACCCACUUCUAAUUAGUCAAUACUUUACAGCUUUUAUACUUUUUUUUAUUACAACUAUGAAAUACAAAUAUUUUGAUUUUUCCAUGUUUGGAGUAUAGGAUCUUAAGCCCUGUCCAGAACUAUCAAAUUUCAUUUGACAAAAACAUAUGGCAUGCCUAAAUAUGGUCAAAUUAUGACCAUAUAUAGGGACAUCAUAACUAUAUAUGGGCAUACAACAGUUGUUUGUCAAAGAAAUUUGAUAAUUUGAACAGAACUUCAUACUUUGAAAAGUUGCUGUUCUCUGAUGUAUCAAAGUGCAAUGUUUGAUGUGUUUGGCUUGUGCCGUGAGUAGAUAAAUAAACUUCUGUAUUAAUAAUUACAAAUAA
Anneissia japonica is the source of this 1795-nucleotide messenger RNA. RefSeq names its product phosducin-like protein 3. The record is from RefSeq and is a predicted model, not a curated record. The transcript is spliced from 6 exons. The coding region runs from base 64 to 702 and encodes 212 amino acids. Gene Ontology annotation, cellular component: cytoplasm. NCBI's taxonomy places the organism in Eukaryota, Metazoa, Echinodermata, Crinoidea, Comatulida, Comatulidae.